AUGGAAAAUUUGGAUUCUCUCGUUAAAGAAAUGACGGAAGUGUCAAGAAAACAGCAAGAUUUAUCAAACUAUGAAAACAUAUCAGAAAACUUGAAGCAAAUGAUACGCGCAUCAUUUCAUGAAGAGGUUCAAAUUCAUUUUUUUGGAUCAAGAAUUAUUGGUCUCGCAGAAAAGGAUUCGGAUUUGGACAUCUACAUCGAAUUUAACAAAAGCUUUUUUGCAAAUGCAAUAAUAUCCAAAACAAACGACGAAAGAUUAUUAAAACUUGCUAAAAUAAUUUGUCAUGCUCCUAAUUGGUGUUUAAAGGAGACUGUUUUGAGAACCAGAAUUCCUAUUAUCAUUUCAGUCUAUAAUCCUUUAAAUAUGGAUUGUGACAUUUCAACUACAAACGGAUUGUCGACUGAAAAUUCUAAGCUCCUUGCUUACUUAUUCAAAAUUCAACCAGAAGCUGUGUCAUUGUUUCAUUUCAUACGAGAAUGGUUGAAGACCAAAAACUUCACUCAAUUCAAAGGCUAUACGCUUACAUUGCUUCUUACAUUUUUUUUGCAGCAAAAAUGUUUGAUGCCAACAAUCAGUGCUGUUCAAAACGCAAUUCCUGAAGUUCGAAUUGAUGGCUUUAAUGUCAGUUUCGAUAAUUCCCGAUCAUUGAAUUACUACAAAAUCUCUAAAAUAACUGAUUACAAGAAUCAUGUUCAAAGCUUUUUCCAGUUUUAUGCCGAUUUUGAUUUUUCUAAGGUUAUGUGCCUCUUCACAGGAAAAUCUAUUGCCUUGUCAAAUUAUAAACAACGAUACCCAAAAUUCCUCGCAAAAGGAAUUUAUCUACCAGGCCCAUGCAAUAGAGCAAGUAAUGGUGGAGUUGUGGAUUUUGAUUACAAAACAAGAUUCGUUAAUGUUUGCACAAUUUCUCCUAGCUGCCUCGAACUCUUUUUUAAUAACAAUUUAAAGCUUUAAGUUAAAUAUGAUUUGAUUAUAAAUCUAAAAGAUCAUUAUUUUUCAUAUAUAUUUCAUACUCAUAAAAUACUUAUAAAAAAACUAAGAAUGUAAGCAAAGAAUGCU
Clunio marinus is the source of this 1056-nucleotide messenger RNA. NCBI's taxonomy places the organism in Eukaryota, Metazoa, Arthropoda, Insecta, Diptera, Chironomidae. The record is from the annotation of a GenBank genome assembly.